UUUGCAAUGGAAGGCAUGACAUUGUGGUUAUUGCUAUCGAGCUGUUUGCUAGCAGCCAGUGCUUUGCCCAUCGACGAGCAGGGAGCAGUUCGUAUUAAUGGCGAGAAUGGAUGGUUUGUGCCGCAAGUGGGUGGGGAACUGAAGUGGAUGUCCUUAGACGAGGUCAACGGGCAACUGGAGGCCUAUGAAACACUUAAUGAUCUGGAUCUCGAUCAGCGUUUCUCAAUCAACGCUGUCACAUUUUAUUUGUAUACUCAGCGUAAUCCCAAGGAGGGACAGAUCAUUACGACCAACACGGAAUCCAUUGAUGAGUCCAAUUUCAACUCCGCCAAUCCAACUAGAAUUACCAUUCACGGAUGGAACUCUAACUACAAGGAUGGUGUCAACACAGGAGUGCGUGAUGCUUGGUUUCUCGCCGGCGAUUACAAUAUGAUUGCCGUGGACUGGCAACGUGCUCGAUCGCUAGAAUAUGCCUCCUCCGUAGCCGGUGCUUAUACUGCAGGCCACAAGGUUGCCAAACUGGUGGACUUUCUUGUGAAAGAGUAUGGCAUGUCCCUGGAGACGCUCGAAGUUGUGGGCUUUAGCCUUGGCGCACAUGUGGCCGGAUUUACGGCAAAACAAGUGACUACCGGAAACGUGCACAAGGUGGUGGGCCUUGAUCCGGCAUCGCCCCUUUUCAGCUACAGCAAGCCAGAGAAGCGCUUGUCGAGCACCGAUGCCUUCUACGUGGAGACCAUUCAGACAAAUGGCGGCACCUUGGGUUUCACUAAGCCCAUCGGCAGGGCUACCUUCUAUCCGAAUGGCGGCAAAAUCCAGCCUGGAUGUAGCGGAGAUCUGACAGGCAGCUGUUCCCACACUCGUGCCGUGUCUUACUAUGUGGAGUCUCUGAGAAUGGACAAUUUUCCAACUAUGAAGUGCGCCUCGUAUCAGGAUGCCAACAACAAAAAUUGUGGUUCUACCUACAGCUCGAUUCGCAUGGGUUCGCCAGUAAACGAGCUUGUGGCCGUUGGUGAGUACUAUGUGCCCGUAAACAACGUGUAUCCUUACGGAUUGGGUGACCCAGCUGAGAGCACCACAGCAAACCCGCUGCCCACAACGAUUGUAGAUACGACUACAUCUGAUGACGAUGUCGUCAGUUCCACAACACCAGCCAUUGUAGUAACACCAACUCCCCCGCCCGAGGAGGGGACUGGUGACGGAAAGAAAACGAACAUUUAUGUCCUGAAUUUAAUGUUCGUUUAUGCCCAAAUUAACAAGUAGGGUAACUAAGUAAGAGAAAGCCCUCGGGCUUUUACUCUCACUAAUAAAGUGCAAAUGAAAUCGAA
Drosophila grimshawi is the source of this 1325-nucleotide messenger RNA. Its product is annotated as phospholipase A1 VesT1.02. NCBI's taxonomy places the organism in Eukaryota, Metazoa, Arthropoda, Insecta, Diptera, Drosophilidae. Gene Ontology annotation, molecular function: lipase activity. The transcript has 3 exons. Gene Ontology annotation, biological process: lipid metabolic process. The coding region runs from base 7 to 1260 and encodes 417 amino acids. The record is from RefSeq and is a predicted model, not a curated record.